Messenger RNA from Dufourea novaeangliae, 3957 nucleotides. RefSeq names its product single-stranded DNA-binding protein 3 (gene Ssdp). Bases 296 to 1621 code for a protein of 441 amino acids. Gene Ontology annotation, cellular component: nucleus. Gene Ontology annotation, biological process: positive regulation of transcription by RNA polymerase II. The record is from RefSeq and is a predicted model, not a curated record. Gene Ontology annotation, molecular function: protein binding; single-stranded DNA binding. The transcript has 13 exons. Lineage: Eukaryota; Metazoa; Arthropoda; Insecta; Hymenoptera; Halictidae.
ACGUGUGUGUGACCGAAAGUUGAAACGAAUUCUCGUCUUUCGGCUCGUUGCUUUCCGUUUUUUUUUCUUUCAAUUUUCGGUUGAGCUGAUAUGUGCACGUUCCCCUUGCAUUGUUCCGUCAGAGACCGAUAGAGGAAAAGAGAAGAAAAAAAACGAAAUAAAAAUCGACGGAUACAUUCGAUUCUUCCUUGUCCCCCGCUCCUGUGCGGGAUCCCAUCCGCGCUGCUGUCGGACAUUCUCAGCCGGAACGAAACGGUGGUUCUGUUUACACUGGAAAAAUUGACAGUCUUCGAGGAUGUACGCGAAGGGGAAGGGGUCCACGGUGCCCUCGGAUUCUCAAGCGAGAGAAAAAUUAGCCUUAUAUGUGUAUGAGUAUUUAUUACAUGUUGGAGCACAAAAAGCAGCACAGACAUUCUUAUCAGAGAUACGAUGGGAAAAGAAUAUUACUCUUGGAGAACCACCUGGAUUUUUGCACUCUUGGUGGUGUGUAUUCUGGGACCUAUAUUCUGCAGCACCCGAAAGAAGGGAUUCCUGUGAACACAGCAGUGAGGCCAAAGCUUUUCAUGACUAUGGCUUUGUGAACAGCGGUUACGGAGUUAAUGGUAUUGCACAUAAUGCUGGUCCAGCUCCAUCCCCCAUAGGACAAAUGCCACCCAAUGAUGGUAUGCCUGGUGGUCCAAUGUCUUCUGCAUUCUUUCCAAACAACUCGACAAUGCGACCAUCUCCGCCCACACACCCCUCAUCACAGCCAUCCCCCCAGCACCCCCAGCCACCCCCGCCCCCACACUCGCAGAUGAUGUCCACUCAGUUCAUGGGCCCCCGAUAUCCUCCUGGACCAAGACCUGGAGUACGUAUGCCACAAAUGGGAAAUGACUUCAAUGGACCACCUGGACAACCAAUGAUGCCAAACAGUAUGGAUCCAACUAGACAAGCCCCACCAGGCAUGAACCCAAUGAACCCAAGGAUGAAUCCCCCGAGAGGACCUGGAAUGGGUCCAAUGGGACCUGGAAGUUACGGGCCAGGAAUAAGAGGACCACCACCUAACAGUACUCUAGGUCCUGGAGGACCAGGUGGUCCUGGAAUGCCACCGAUGAGUAUGGCUGGGCCAGGCGGCCGACAACAAUGGCAACCCAACACAUCUACGCCAAUGAAUUAUUCAUCGUCAUCUCCGGGUAAUUACGGAGGACCACCAGGAUCAACUGGUCCUCCAGGGCCAGGUACACCAAUUAUGCCUAGUCCGCAGGACAGUAGUAAUAGCGGUGGCGAAAACAUGUAUACCAUGAUGAAACCUGUACCUGGAGGAAAUAUGCCUGGUGACUUUCCAAUGAGUGGUGGACCAGAAGGUGGUCCAAUGGGUCCCAUGGGACCAAACACAAUGGGUCCUGUUCUAAACGGUGAUGGUCUUGAUGGAAUGAAAAACAGUCCAGCUAACGGAGGCCCUGGAACACCUCGAGAAGAUAGUGGAAGUGGAAUGGGUGACUAUAAUCUGGGUGGUUUCGGAGGUCCUGGAGAAAAUGAUCAGACCGAGUCAGCGGCCAUACUCAAGAUCAAGGAGAGCAUGCAGGAGGAGGCGAAGAGGUUUGAAAAGGAUUCAGAUCACCCCGAUUAUUUCAUACAGUAACUCUCCACGAAUCAUAUAAAAGGGCUUUUUGAGACCAAACUAACCUCCUGAGAGGGCGAUUCGCAAAGAAAAAAAAAACGAACACCACCCUAUCUUCUUCCUUUACCCAGUAUUCCUCGCUGCACUUGUACUCCACGAUACCAAUCUAUUCCCCCUCUUUUCUCCCCACCCGAACCCUACUUUGAAGAGAGAUGUUGAAAAGUACGUUGAACGAAUCGAAGAAAGAGAGAAGGAGAGUGUGUGUGUGUGUGUGUGAGAGCGAGAGAGAAAGAGAGAGAAAGAGUCAAGCUUGAUAAGAAAAGAGCGGAAGGGACAGUGAUCGGAGAGAAAGUCUUUUUUUCCUCCCUCUGCGAAGUAAGGGAGGAGGCCUCGUCCAUGAAUUUUCAUCCGAUUCGGAUACGGAAAGGACAUACCAUUAAAGUAAGAGUUAUCAGAUCUUUUUAUAGAGCAUUGUUUUUCAAGCAACAUUUUUCGCGUUGACGUACAUUCUUCUAAGACAGCUGUAUGUACACAUGAAAUACACACAGGACACACAUACACACACACACACACACGAUCAUCUCGGAUCGUCGUUGAUCGAUGACCUUUGUUUACGUGUAGCGACGAAAAGUGGUGGGGCUCGAGAACGUUUCCAAAUCGCUUCGAACGUUGAUCGAAAGUACGGGGGAAAGAAAAAGAAAAGAGAGAUAUAUUUACGUGUCUGUAAUAAAGCUCCGAGAAUCUACGCGAAUCUCGAUAGAUCGAUGCUCCAGGAAUCGAGUUACGACCGACAUAAAUCGAGAAGUGUCCGCGUAAUUGGCUGAGUCACGUGAGCGUUCUCAAUUCGACGUCGUAGUUUGUUUGUUUUUUUUUUCUUUUUUCUUUACCAUUGAACGGUAAUCGUUUUUCAACCGUUUCUCCGCAACUCCUUGGUCUCCUACUCUCUUAGGAAUCGCAAUUUUGUUUCCUAAGUGCUUCCUUAUUGGCACUAAGUUGAAAGAAAACGGUAUAUUUUUUCUACACUUCGGAAAGUAUUGCUUCAGCAAGUAUACAAUAGCGUGAUAUUUUUCACCGAGAGUAGCAGUCCCCUCUCCCCCUCCCCUUCAUUUAUAUAUAUAUAUAUUGACGCCCGUUUCGCGGCAACGCGAAAUAUCAUCGAUUUCCUCGAUCGUCCGUGGAGAUAGGCGUGCGAAGUUGUGUAGAAUAGUGAAUUACGAAGCUAUCCUGACUGUGAUAAGACAAAUCUAACGCAGAAAGUGGUGAAUUUCGGUAUCGCGAGAUCGUAAGAAAAUUUUAAGGUUAUUUCUGCACACGGAACAGAGCACCGGCCGUUCGUUUACUACUUAAUUUUCACUACACAUUCGACAGAGCAAACAUCAAAAAAUUGUCCUCGCUGUGUGUGGUUGUUCCAUCGAAUAUUAUUACAAGAGUCUUGAUUCCGAUGAAAGUAUAUCGAUCCCAUCGACGAAACGAGAUUUUCGAUGUUUCCGGCGAUGAACGAUCGAAAUUUUUCGCGCGUGCCUUUCAUAGAACCACUCGAAAAUCGCGGGAUCGAUCGAUAAACAGAAGAAAAGCCGGCCCCCGCCCUCGAAACUGGUUCGAGAUUCUUCUUAUAAUGGAAACUUGUCGUUCUCUGGUAGAAAGCAAUUCGAACUCGGGGACAGGUGGCUCGUGGAUCGGUCGAAACGUCUCCAUUCGACGGCGCGUAAUCUUUCUAUUGAUAUCUAUUUCUGUAAUUUCAUUUUUAUUACCAAGGACGCCACUCGAACGGUCGAUCGACAUCCCGCGCAAAGUUUGUACGUCAACGGAACGAUUUUGCGAGCAUCGGUAGCAUAAUAUUUAUGCUCGUGUCGUAAUCGUCGUUUCUGGCAUCAUUCUACGAUCAAUAUUGUCGGUUUUUCCUUCCGAGAAUGCAGCAGCUCGUAGCAUAAAUAUCUUCCACGAACUUCUAACCUAACCGAAUGAUCCUCCCCCUCCCAGGAGAGCGCAACGUCUUCGUGUAUUUCUUUCCGUUAAUAUGACGCGGCUCUAUUUUAAAGUAGUACCGAUAGAUGCCAGUAUAGAAUCAACGAACGGUAUGAACACACGUCGAUAACUGUCGCGGUGCGAAAAAACCGGGUUCUUUAUUUAUUUACGAGAGGACGCGCGUCGACCGAGACGAGCUUCGGGGGAUACGCGUAUCUCCCCUGUGUUGUGUCUCUACGGGACGGUACAAGAAAGAAAACAGUAAACUCUUAAUAAUUAACGGAACGUCGAGUGAAAAUCAGUGACGAUGUGUCGUUUGUCAGAAUCGUGUGUUUUUCAAUAGACCUCGCCAAGGGCAUUUGUUAACGGCGUUCGAAGUGUUACGUUCUCCU